AUGUACGGCGAACUUGGGAACAAACUGGUCCAACAUGCGAAGCGCACCCAAGCGCUCGCCCAUCUCCCGCCCUACCAAACCGAGAUCGUCCGCGCCGUGACUCGCGAAGUCCGCGACCUGGACCGGGAUGUAGCCCGGCUUCUCGACCCCUUUGAGGGCGCAUUCAAUCCCUCCGCUGAACCCGCUGUCGCUUGUGCGCUCCUGGUGGACCACCUGUGUAUGCGUCGGAACAAGCGAUGCCUCCUCGCAUACCACCGAGUGCGGACCGAGAAGCUUGAAGAGCUCUGUUGGAACGGAGUAGAUAUUUUGGAGCAGCAGCAGCCCAGCGAGGCAGCAGAAGACCGAGGUCCCAUUCAGGGCACCGGCGGACACAGCUCGCUGAGCCCCGAGGAGGAAGAAUACUUUAGGCAAUAUGGCGACAUGCUGGCGGCGUACAAGGGUCAGUGGACGGACAUCGAUCUGACGGGGACCUUGGAGCCGCCGAAGGACCUCUUCAUUGAUGUGCGCGUGUUGAAGGAUGCGGGGGAGAUCCAGACGGAAUACGGAGUGAUCAACUUGACCAAGAACAGCCAGCUCUAUGUCCGACAAGGGGAUGUCGAGCGACUGAUUGCACAAGGCUUCCUGGAGCGAUUGACCUAG
Penicillium argentinense is the source of this 639-nucleotide messenger RNA. RefSeq names its product DNA replication protein PSF1. Gene Ontology annotation, cellular component: GINS complex. The transcript is spliced from 3 exons. Lineage: Eukaryota; Fungi; Ascomycota; Eurotiomycetes; Eurotiales; Aspergillaceae. The coding region runs from base 1 to 639 and encodes 212 amino acids. Gene Ontology annotation, biological process: DNA replication; DNA strand elongation involved in mitotic DNA replication. The record is from RefSeq and is a predicted model, not a curated record.